CUUAAUUAAUUUGGGAAUUUCUAUUCUGAUAUAUUUUCUAUGUUUUACUCAUACCUUAGGGGGCGUUUGGUUAGGGGGUAAGGAAAUCAGGAAACGGAAUGGGAUUCCCUGAUUCUCUUUGUUGUUGUUUGUUUUACAAAAAAAUCAUUCCCUUUGUUGUUGAUCCGACAUUCUGCGACUCACCUCUUCUUCUGCGACUCACCCCUUCCGUUUCUUCUCGCCGCCAUACACUUGCCGCCGAUGCAACUCCAUCCCAGGUGUGCAAGAUUAAAUUGGGACAUAGCAAACAAGCUAAGAAGGAAAUAUCGUGGGUUUAGUGGAUACAUACAAGAUAUCUGAAGAACACAUGCACCCUUUUGGUAUUAUAUUCCCAAACACAAUUGAUGUCAUUACGGGGAAAAACGAUAAAAACGAGAGAAGAAAUCAUUGGGAUGAGCAAGACUGAAAAAUAUGGUGUUCAAAAAGAAUACAACUAACUGGCUAUUGGGACGACCAAGCUAGAAAAGUUCCUUACUAGUCUAAAUGGAUCUGGACUAGAGGGAGUAUUCAUAAACACGGGUUAUCUUU
Cuscuta campestris is the source of this 567-nucleotide messenger RNA. The record is from the annotation of a GenBank genome assembly. NCBI's taxonomy places the organism in Eukaryota, Viridiplantae, Streptophyta, Magnoliopsida, Solanales, Convolvulaceae.